UGUCCUCCCAUCCCCUCUUCUCUUCAGGUGCCACCUUGUACAAACAUCACUGAUGUGCUCGAGAGGUACUUCCUGUCACCGUCUUAUGGCAUUGAGUUCUGCAUUGGUUUUCCUGGCAACUUUGUGGUUGUACUUGGUUACAUAUUUUGUUUGCAGCAGUGGCAGAGCUGCAACAUUUACCUCUUCAGCCUGGCAGUCUCCGACCUAAUUUUCCUCUGCACACUGCCACGUCUCGCAUACCUCUAUGCAAACAAACAACCAGAGACCAGUCCAUAUGCUUGCAUUAUAAACCGCUAUGUACUGUAUGUAAAUCUUUACACUUCCAUCCUGUUUAUGGUUUUGCUAAGCAUGGACCGCUUCCUGCUCAUAAGAUAUCCAACACGGAACCACUACCUGCUGAGGCCACGAUCAGCCUUGAUCGUAACAGGGCUGAGCUGGCUAGCUGUCAAUGUGGAAGUUGCUCCAAUGAUAUCACUGAUGAUUGAUGACCUCCAGGGUGGAAACUGGAGUCGCUGCAGGGAUUUUGCCAGCUUGGAAGGAAACAUCAAUACAUUGGGCUACAGCCUGGGACUAACCCUGACUGGUUACCUUCUCCCUGUGCUUGGACUUUGUGGUUUCUCCUACCAAAUGGCACAUCUGCUCCGUGUCCAGGAAAGGGCUGUCCAGAACAGGACAACAUCAUACAAGCGGCCUUUGAGGGUUGUUGUAAUGGCUGCAGUCAUUUUUGUGGUUCUCUACACUCCAUUCCAUGUGCUGAGAAAUGUCAGAAUAGCAUCUAAUGAGGCCUGGGCAGGGCUGUGUACAAAGAUGUACAUACAGGGCCUGUACAUUCUGACCAGACCGUGGGCCUUCUUGCACAGUGUCUUCGGCCCUGUCUUCUACUUCUUCAUGGGUGACAAGUUCAGAGAGCUCCUAUUUGCCAAGCUCAGAAAGCUGGGCAGAAUGAAAGAGCAGCAAAGAGGGCAAGACUGAAAACAGUUUACACAUAUCCUUAUGAGACACACAUCAACAUAGUGCAACCAAACACAUGGACCAGCUCUAUCUUUACUUGUAUUUUGUUAAGGUUUUAUGCUUUACUUUAUUUCUGCUGUGUUUUAAUUACCUCCACCAAUGGAGGUUAUGGUUUUGGUUCGGCUUGUCCGUUGUUUGAUGGUUUGUUUGUUUGUCAGCAGGAUUACGUAAAAACUACUGGCACGAUUUUAUGAAACUUGGUGGAAGGGUGUAGCAAAGAAUCCAAAGAAGAACCCAUUUAAUUUUGGAGCGGAGCUGAUGUUCCAAUUUUCUGCUUU
This is a messenger RNA of Perca fluviatilis (European perch), 1289 nucleotides long. Its product is annotated as succinate receptor 1-like. Gene Ontology annotation, cellular component: plasma membrane. Gene Ontology annotation, molecular function: G protein-coupled receptor activity. The annotation marks the transcript as partial. NCBI's taxonomy places the organism in Eukaryota, Metazoa, Chordata, Actinopteri, Perciformes, Percidae. The record is from RefSeq and is a predicted model, not a curated record. The transcript has a single exon. Gene Ontology annotation, biological process: G protein-coupled receptor signaling pathway.